CACACACACAAAUUGAACCCGCAGAUAAGGUGCCCUUUUCUCCCAAGUUAUCUUGGCAUAUAACGUAUGUCAAUUCAACAAACACCUUACACUACACAACAACAAUCACUGUUGUUAAUUAAACCAAUACUAAACUAAAUAAAUUUAAAAACUAAAUUCGUUGUUUGAAAUAUGUGGACUGUCUGCAUCCACUAAAAAAACCCAGUAUAUCUAUUCAUUUAUUCAAGAUUCUAGUUAACAGCAUUGUUUUCUGAUAUUAUGGUUUUUUGCUUUCUGGGUGUUUGUUUAUGUUCAAAUUAGUGAAGUUUUGUAUCUGGGUUUUGGGUUUUAUUGAGGAAAGAUUUGAUCUUGGGGGUGUUUAGGAAGAUGAUGCUGGCUACAUGCCAUAAUCUUGAAUUUGGUCCAACUGAUUUUGCUGCUUGUGGGUGUUCUUUUAAUUCUUUAUCGAACCAAUUUGUUUCGAAAAGUUAUAAAAGGAAGGUGAUUAGGGGGUACUGUGGUGGUGGUGGUGGUGGCGGUGGUGGCCGGAGAUUGGUGUGUUGCCGGCGUGAUGGUAAUGUUGCCAAAUGUGGAGUGUUUUCCCCUGAAGCUCCUGAGACUCUGUUUGAUGCAGAUGCAUCAGGCCUGUCAUCUGUAUUAAGUGAGAAGAAAGAAUCUACAAGUUUGUUUGAAGCUGUUUCUGAUGACCUUCUAACCUUAAACAAGAAUCUACAAUCUAUAGUUGGGGCAGAAAACCCGGUUUUAAUGUCAGCUGCUGAGCAGAUAUUUAGUGCGGGUGGGAAGAGAAUGAGACCAGCCUUGGUGUUCUUAGUGUCAAGAGCCACAUUAGAGCUUACAGGUUUAGUGGAACUCACAAGAGAACAUAGGCGUUUGGCCGAAAUCAUUGAAAUGAUUCAUACUGCAAGCUUAAUACAUGAUGAUGUGUUGGAUGAGAGUGACAUGAGAAGAGGCAAAGAAACCGUCCACCAACUAUAUGGUACACGAGUCGCGGUUCUAGCUGGCGAUUUUAUGUUUGCACAAUCAUCAUGGUACCUCGCGAAUCUUGAAAAUCUUGAGGUCAUAAAACUCAUUAGCCAGGUUAUUAAAGAUUUUGCUAGCGGUGAAAUCAAGCAGGCGUCAAGUUUGUUCGAUUGUGACGUUAAACUUGAUGAAUAUUUGAUCAAAAGCUACUACAAAACAGCUUCGUUAAUCGCUGCUAGCACAAAAGGAGCGGCAAUCUUUAGCGCGGUUGACAAUGACAUCAGCGAGCAAAUGUAUCAAUACGGAAAAAAUCUUGGUCUGUCAUUCCAGGUUGUUGAUGACAUAUUGGAUUUUACACAGUCAGCAGAACAACUGGGAAAGCCAGCUGGCAGUGACCUGGCGAAAGGAAACCUGACUGCACCCGUGAUUUUUGCUCUUGAGAAACAGGCAAAGCUGAGAGAGAUAAUCGAGACGGAGUUUUGUGAAACGGGGUCUCUUAAUGAAGCUAUUGAGCUCGUGAUGAAUAGUGAUGGAAUUGAAAGAGCGCGAAAUCUUGCUAAACAGAAAGCUGAUGUGGCAAUCCAGUGUCUACAAUGCCUUCCUCCAAGCUCGUUUCGGUUGGCUCUGGAGGGUAUGGUCAAGUUUAAUCUCGAGCGUAUUGACUAGAUUAUGAAAUGGGAAAACAGUAGAAGUUCAAACUGUUCAGUGUGGGGUUCAAGAUGAAACUGUCAAGAAACACGCUCGUUUUUUGGAGGUUUUAAGGUGUUCAUGGUCCCUGGUCGGUUUCCGAAAAAUGUUAUGAAGCUAUAGGAAAUCAUAUAACAGGAAGAAAGAAAGAAACAAACAUUCAUGGGUGUUGUUGUAUAUUGAACAUAUUUUUUGAAAUUGAUCAUAUUUGUAAGUUGUUGUCAUGUUUUUGGAUUCAUGGAACUGUUUGAUAUAUGCUCCAAAUCUUCAAUGUUGAGUUGCUUCUUGAAGCGAGCUUCAAGUUUAUAUAAGAAGAAAUAUUAUACAAAUAAAAUAAGAAUUUUGAA
This is a messenger RNA of Helianthus annuus (common sunflower), 1994 nucleotides long. Its product is annotated as solanesyl diphosphate synthase 1, chloroplastic. The record is from RefSeq and is a predicted model, not a curated record. The coding region runs from base 367 to 1626 and encodes 419 amino acids. The transcript has 6 exons. Gene Ontology annotation, biological process: plastoquinone biosynthetic process; isoprenoid biosynthetic process. Gene Ontology annotation, molecular function: prenyltransferase activity. Gene Ontology annotation, cellular component: chloroplast. NCBI's taxonomy places the organism in Eukaryota, Viridiplantae, Streptophyta, Magnoliopsida, Asterales, Asteraceae.